AUGCAGACAGCCGCCAUGGAUCCAACGGAGGAACCCCCAUCGGUUCUGUGGGGCCUGGACCCGGUUUUCUCAGCCUUUGCUCGGCUGUACAUCAACGACAUCCUGCAGAUGACUGAGUCCAUCCAGGUUCCAGGAGUUUAUUUCUACAACCAGCAUCCGAUCUACAAAGUGGACGUUCUUGGAACGGUGGUGUACCGGAGGGAGAGGGACGACUUCUUCUGUUACGGAGUGGACGAUGGGACCGGCGUCGUGAACUGUCUGUGCUGGAAGACCAAGCUGUUUCAAGACGAAGACGGUCCAGAGAAAAGUGUAAAGUUUAGUGACGGGGCUUAUGGGGGCUUCAACCCAGCCGCUGAGCUGAAGAAACUCAGAGAAGCCCACCAGCAGCACUGCCGGCUGGAGAUCGGAGAGCUGCUCCGAGUGCGGGGAACGGUGAAAACGUCGAGGCAGCAGAGAGAAAUAAUGGCCUCCACCUACUAUAAAGUUGACGAUCCGGUGAUGGCGGCGCAGAUAACUUGGAUGAUGGAAGUUCCUCAGCUCUACAGAGAGUGCUACGACAAACAGUUUGACUUUAAGACUGAUGCAGAAGGAAGCUCUGCCAACAGUUCACUGAGUAAGGCGACAAAUAUGAUUAAAGAUUUCCUAAAGCAGAAGUCAGUGACCAGGUUCAGAUCUUAUGAUGUCCAGGAUCUCCUGCAGCCUCUGAUCUCCAUCAAACCACAAACAUCAACUGCUGAGCAGGAGCCUGUAGCAGGUCCAUCUGCGUGCCAGCAGCUUCGCCAGCUUCUGAAGGAGGUCCUGCAGCUCCUGCAGGAUGAAGGGGUGGUUUACCGAAAGGUGAAGUCCCAGGAUGAAGUCUACCAUGUGACUGCACAGGACAAAGAUCUGCACAUCGCUGUCAAAGAUAUCAUCAGGGAGGACUCCAAAAGACAGAAAUAUGCAGAGAAGGGUUGCCACGUCCUGCACGUCCUGUCUGCGGUCCGGCAGCGUCACAGCCUCAACGUGAGCAGGGCGGCUCUGGAUCUGGUCCUGAAGGCGCUGGAGCGCGACAGCGACAUCGUCAGCACCAGCGACAGCCGCUACACGGCGUUUUAACACCAGCGUGUCUGAAGAAGUUCAAAUCGCUGUUGUAAAGAUGUGUUUUUAAUAAAUGAAAGA
Nematolebias whitei (Rio pearlfish) is the source of this 1158-nucleotide messenger RNA. It is a transcript of the gene stn1, whose product is annotated as STN1 subunit of CST complex. Lineage: Eukaryota; Metazoa; Chordata; Actinopteri; Cyprinodontiformes; Rivulidae. The record is from RefSeq and is a predicted model, not a curated record. Gene Ontology annotation, biological process: DNA replication; nucleotide-excision repair; double-strand break repair via homologous recombination. The transcript is spliced from 9 exons. Gene Ontology annotation, molecular function: single-stranded telomeric DNA binding. The coding region runs from base 1 to 1095 and encodes 364 amino acids. Gene Ontology annotation, cellular component: CST complex; DNA replication factor A complex; chromosome, telomeric region.